Effrenium voratum is the source of this 1218-nucleotide messenger RNA. The record is from the annotation of a GenBank genome assembly. NCBI's taxonomy places the organism in Eukaryota, Dinophyceae, Suessiales, Symbiodiniaceae.
AUGGCGGAUGAGGCGCGCAUCAUGAAUGAUGCAAAGUCGGGGGCUGGAUGGCGUGCAUGGGUGGCCGAAGUUGCCGUGGCGAGCGAACAACACGGAAAGCGCGCGAGAAAACACCAGGAAGCUCGCCAUGUGAUCGAUCAGCCGCCAAGUGGCCUCACCGCAAUGGCGCCGCGGUCCCAGAGUAGCCCUGCUCUGCAGGCUCGCCUCGAGGAUCCCGACGAUCCUCGACUGCGCCUGGGCGAUGUGGUGUAUCUCCGCCUGGAGGGCCGCUACUUGGAAUCCACGGAUGCGCAGCAGACGCUGCGCCGGUUCCUGGGGCGGCGGGGCGCCUCGCUGCGGCAGCGGUUUCAGGUCUGCCCCUUCCCGGCGAAGGAGGAUUGGGAGGCUAGUGCGCUGGACCGUUCCGAGCGCCCGGCGCUGGUGGACGGCAUCCGGGUCUCCCUCAAGGCCUGCUGCGGCUUUCUGGGUUUGCGGGAGGACGAAAGCGAACCGGGCCGAGCGGAGGCGAAGGCCAACUUUCGGGAGGCGACCAGCGUAGAGUGCGGCUGGACGCUGCACACCGUGAGCCGCCAGGAGGAGGUGCUGGACCGCCGUGCCGCGGUGCUGCAAAACGCGGCCUCCUCUGAGGUCCUGGCGUCGGAUCUCUCGCGCCUGGUCUUGGAGCCAAAGUCGGGAGAUCCGCCUCCUCAGCAUCAGAUUGCCCUGGAGCGCGCCUUGGAGGCAGAAACGCCCUGGCCGAAGCAGCGUGUGCGCAUGGGCGACACCGUGUAUGUGAGGCUCAACGACCAGUACCUGGCCUCAAAGAAGUCCGGGGCGAACCUCGGGAAUCGCCAGCCCUGGAUCGUGUGCCCCUACGCCUCCAAGGAGAAGGCGAAAGAGAAGGCGGCAAGCGCCUUCAAGCGCAUGGGACUGGAGGAUGGGGACGCCAUUUGCCUCAUGGGCGAAGACGGGUGCUACCUGGGCAUCGGCGGGAAGGAGGACUGGCUUGCCAAGACCGCGGAGGACAUCCGCAAGUUCACUCGCGGCGAGGUGCUGCAAUGGUCUGAGGCGGCGCUGGAAAACUUCGAGGACUCCGACGCGCAGCUGCUGGUCUCGCUGCUCUCCAAGCGCUCCGCCAGCGGUGCCACGCUGCGGGAGUGCCUCAAGGGCCUGGGCGACCUGCCAGGCGCAGCGGGCGGCACCCUGCGGGCAGGUUUGAGUCGCUUUGGAGGCGUUUGA